Messenger RNA from Oncorhynchus tshawytscha (Chinook salmon), 3111 nucleotides. It is a transcript of the gene apol1, whose product is annotated as apolipoprotein L, 1. Gene Ontology annotation, biological process: lipid transport; lipoprotein metabolic process. The transcript is spliced from 16 exons. NCBI's taxonomy places the organism in Eukaryota, Metazoa, Chordata, Actinopteri, Salmoniformes, Salmonidae. The record is from RefSeq and is a predicted model, not a curated record. Gene Ontology annotation, molecular function: lipid binding. Gene Ontology annotation, cellular component: membrane; extracellular region. Bases 944 to 2617 code for a protein of 557 amino acids.
AAAGUUCUUUACCUGCUCCCUCGAGCUAAAUUGAGGGCCAAGGGGGUAACGUUGGUGAAUUGGACCUCCACUUAAAAUGGCAAUCAAACUGCAUCCGGUUGCGACAGGGAUUCCCCCGAGGGAAACUGGCUAGUACGAGAGCAGAGGGGGAGAAAACAACCCUGUUUGGACUGUAGCCAAGGUCGCUUUUUGUGUCAAACAAGAGAAACGGAUACGCUGUGGGUUAAAAAGGUGGAUUUUGGAGCAUUCAUUGCAACUGUUCUUUACUGUAUGGCACAAAUUACGAAGAAGUUGGACAUCAUUGUGGCUGCAGCUUGAAAAGUAUCUAGUACUUCAGGAGUUCACAGCGGAAGAUCUCCAAGGGGUAUUGGCAAUGGAAGAUGUCACCCAUUUUUUUGUGUGUUUUUGUUGGUAGUUUGUAUGGAUAUUUCCAAGAAUGUUCCCAAUUUUGGGAUCUUUUUGUUUUCAUCCCGCACAUUAGGUGGCAGCAAUACACAUUUUUGGGUGUACUCUGCCAUAAACCUUAAAGAAGAAGUAAUGGAAGCGAACAUAGUUAUUAUUACAUAUGUGACGUAACACACUUUAGCUAGUGUUACACCCUAGAAAGAAAAGUUCAACAACUGGUAAAGAAUCAAGUCAACUGCUAGUCUAAUAAACCGAAGAACAACUAUUCAGCACAGCCUACAUUUCAGCAACCACAGCAACUUCUUUUACGAUCGAAAAAGGCUUUCAACGCGUAUAUUGCUUGAAGAUCACAGACAAACAACCAGUAGGCAGUUGUAAUGGAAAACUAGAAGGCUGAAAACCCAUCAGGAUCAAAGGAGAAUCUCACCUCUUCUGAAAAACACUCUAAAACCAAAGAGGAUAAUCUAUCUACACAGUGAUCUGUCAGCCAGCAGUGACACUCUCAGACAAGACCUCAAAGAACAAACUGGUUGGAGCCAUGAACAAGCUGAAUCCUUUUAAAUCAACUCCCAAAAAGGACAAUGAAGAUGCAAAGUUACUCAGGGACAAGGAGAGGCAGGAAGAGGAAAAGCAAAAAACAGUGAUCCAGAGAGAGAGGAAGGAGAGAACUGAAACACAGCCGGCAGUUCCUCCCAGACCCACUGAAGAAGAGCUGAAGGAUACAGCCUUACAUGACAGACUGAAGAAGAGGGAGACGAAUGACAAUCAGGCUAACCGUAAUAUGAUGCAGAGUGAGAGGAAAGGGAAAACUGCUGAAACUCCAGUGGUUCCUCCUAGACCCACAGAAGAGGAGAUAAACAGACCAGCCAGACGUGGUCAGCAAAAUACAAAAAAAGACAAUCUGGACCAAUGUGAUGAUGAAUGCCUUAAAGAGGGUGAAUCUCUCUUCCCGGUGGUAAAAGAGGAGGGAGAGGACAAGGAUGAAGAAGAGGCCGUGGUUAAACUUACAGAUACCACAUCAGCCAAGAUGCGAGAACCCACGAGACACAAUCCUUUCAUGCCACGCAGUGCUGGAGGCAAGGGUAAAACCAAGAAGCGUGAACCCCAGCAGGGAGUUUCAGUCAGUGACUCAACAGAGAACAAAGGUGGAAAUAAAUCAUUAUUCGACCAAUUGGAGGUAUUCCGUAUUAAUCCAGCGGAGCCAGAGCAGCAGCAGAAUAUGGAUGGCCUGAUGGAGUGGUGGAGCACAGUGGAGCAGUGGGAAGACAUGCCUCAAGAGCAUGACAUGACUGAGAAAGAGGAGGCCAAGGUGUUUGCAGUGACAGCUGAGAAGGUGCAGAAAGGUAUCCGUGUGUUCAACAAGCUGUUCUCAGAGCGUGCAGAGAGCCUGUGGCAGCACGUCAUUGACCUUAACAGCAUUGCAGACGCCCUCGACUGUUUCAACAAGAAGACUAAGAUCGCCCAAAUCACUGGUGGUUCCACCAGCGCGGUAGGAGGCGUAUGUACCAUUGUAGGCCUCGCCCUGGCCCCCGUCACCUUCGGAACCUCUCUGAUUGUCACGGCGGUGGGGCUGGGCGUGGCCACGGCGGGCGGCCUCACCACGGCUGGAGCCGGAAUCUCCAACACGGUCAACAACUCCAUGGACCGCAAGAAGGUGGAGGCCAUCGUGACGGACUAUCAGGAGAAGAUAACCGACAUCAACAAGUGCAUGCUGUUCAUCAAGCAGGGGAUUGAGAGUCUGCGCAGGUUCGACCUGCUGAAGAUGAAGAAGCAUGCGUACAACCGCGACUUCCCGGGCCUCAACAACAUCUACGAGGAUGGUGCCAUGGCCGGGAAGGCCAUCCUCAUUAAUGCCAAUGAGAUGAUGCGUGUGGUGCAGAUAGCCAACGUGGCGGGCAGCACCGCUGCCAGAGCUGUCCAGAUUGCCAGCAUGGCCACCGGAGUGCUCACCGGCCUCUUUGUGGGCAUGGACAUCUACUUUGUGGCUAAGGACUCCAAGGAGCUGAAGAAGGGAGCCAAGUCAGAGUUUGCAGCCAAGAUCAGGGAGGUGGCGACCCAGCUGCAUGAUGGACUGGUGGAGCUCAAUGGCAUACGGGUUGAGCUGCAGUCCUCAGAUCCAGGCAACACCAAUGAGACCAACACCCAAAACACAGAUAAUACCAAUUACAGCAAAAAAAGAGACAUCUCUGAUGACGAUAUUAACAACUAUUAAACCUCUAUCAACAAAAGCAAUGUUGAUAACAGCAAUACUUCAAAUAACAGCCAUAAGACCAGAAAAAUCCUAAACUGUAUUUCCAACCCAUCUCUACAACGACACAUCCUGUCAGCAUUAACACUACUAGUAGCAACGUUGAGGCUCUGAUUCCCCAGUCUCUCUUUCAUAGCACAAGCUCCCAUGCCUGAAACAUUUUUUUUAGACUGCAAAAAUAGAACCAGAUGAUAUCUCCAGUCAUCACUGGCUUGGGUUAAGAACUGUUAUUAAAACUUACCUCUGUAAAAUCUAGCAAAAUAGUAUAUUGUAUAACGAGCUCAUGUCCACAUUUUCCCUUGUCUUGCCCCAAAGAGUUGUAUUGUAGUUGUGCGCAUUGUCUCAACAAUAUUAUCUACAGGACUUUAUGAAAAGUAAGGGUUGAAAGUUAAAUCAGUUUGUUCAUGGGGGCAGGAAACAGUUCACAGAUAGAAAUAUGUUUUUUUUUUUUAAUAUUA